Molecule: messenger RNA, 1296 nt
Organism: Anopheles nili
Lineage: Eukaryota; Metazoa; Arthropoda; Insecta; Diptera; Culicidae
Product: potassium channel subfamily K member 10-like
Exons: 5
Coding region: 1-1296 (431 amino acids)
Biological process (GO): potassium ion transmembrane transport; stabilization of membrane potential
Cellular component (GO): membrane
Molecular function (GO): potassium ion leak channel activity
Source: RefSeq, a predicted model, not a curated record
AUGAACACCAAACCACCCCUGCAAGUUCCUAACUUAAUUGGUAGUGGAUCUUCAUCUCGACCGCAGAGCCCUUCGCUAUGCUUUUCGACUACAUCAUCCAAGAUAGAUAAAAAUGAAAACGUCACCCUCUGCGGAUGCCAACAAGCACCGAAAUCGCAGUGUGCGUCAGCGCUGGGAGUCUUAGUGCUUGUCUUAGCUUACACAGCCCUCGGAUCGGUCCUGUUUGUUACUCUAGAAGGGGAAGGUGACGAUGGAGAUAUUAUUGAAACCUCAGUCGCGGCAUCCAAACCAUAUCCUAGGCAUGAUUUAGUUAGUGCUGAAAUGCGUCUCAAGACUGUCGAUCGGUUAUGGUCCAUUACGGAGGAUUUAAAUAUACUAUAUAAAGAAAAUUGGACCCGGUUGGCUGCCCAAGAAGUGCUACAUUUUCAGGACACGAUACUUAGAGCAGUUCGAACAUCCCGUAAUCAACAAGUAACCAAUGUACAACAAAAUUCUCGGCCCUACAAAUGGACGUUUGCGUCUGCUUUUCUUUAUUCCUUGACAUUGAUCACAACGAUAGGUUUCAGCGGCAUUUCACCACGCACACAAUGGGGCAGAGUUGCAGCAUUGAUUUAUGCUCUCUUUGGAAUACCAAUCAUACUUCUGUAUCUCUCCGCCAUUGGCGAGGGCUUAUCGAGCGGCAUGCGCUGUUUAUUUCGACGAAUACGCCCGACUCGUUCCUCUCCGGGAAGUACGAAUAACAGCAACAGCAGUAGCUCAAGCAUAGGCAGCGUCAGCGUUCCUAUGAGCAGCAAGGCAACGAUGGCAGAGUUGCAGAAACGGCAGCAGCAAAGUUACCAUCAAACCUGGAACCACGGUGGCACAACGAUUCAUGAUCCUUGCGCGUACGCCCUCAACGCACAUGGCUUGCGUAGCAAUAUAUCCGGCAAUAGUAAGCAACACGCUCAAUCGGUUGUACCAAUAUCGAUCUGCAUUAUGAUAUUGAUCUGUUACAUUACGCUUGGAGCUGUUCUGUUUCACAAAUUGCAACCGUGGGGUGUUCUUGAGAGUCUGUACUUCUGCUUUACGUCCCUCGGCACCAUCGGUUUCGGAGACCUGAUGCCAAAGGGCACCGUUGCACAGUACGCCGCAUCAGCGUACAUUAUCAUCGGCAUGGCCGUGGUUGCGAUGUGCUUUAGCCUCAUCCAAACGGAGCUUAUAAUCUGGCUCAAGAAAUUCACCAUACCUGAAUCGCUGCCCUCAUCCACAGAGGAUGUUGCCCUCGUUUCAGUGACCAUGACACCAAUAAAAUCCUGA